UGUCACAAGACUAUACCAUUCAAACAUGUCGGUUUACAGAUAUUCUGUAUGGUUUGUCAAAGGUUUACGAGAAUACACCAAGACAGGCUUUAUAGCUGCACAAAAAUCCUUCAAACCCGAUGCAUUGGACGCAGACAUCAGCCAGAGAUCGUUCAUGAUCACCGGCGCAAACAGCGGAGUUGGAAAAGCCACUGCUAUCGCCUUAGCCAAGAAGGGUGCUUUUGUUCAUAUGGUUUGUCGUGACCAGGGAAGAGGAGAACAAGCAAGAGAUGAGAUCGUAGAGAUCUCUGGCAAUAGCAAGGUGGAGCUGCAUAUACUAGACAUGUCACAGCCUUCAACUGUUCGUAAAUUUGCUCGUGAAUUCGUUUCUUCAGAGAGACCUUUACACGUCCUAGUGAAUAACGCAGGAUGUAUGGUAAACCAAAGAGAGCUAACUACUGAUGAGCUUGAAAAGAACUUUGCUACUAACACUUUGGGGACAUAUAUCUUAACGAAGGAGUUGAUUCCUUGUCUAUCAAGGAAUGAAUCACCCAGAGUCAUCACUGUUUCUUCAGGUGGAAUGCUUCUCGUUAAGCUUGACCAUACUGACUUACAGUCUCAAAACAUGAGUAAGUUUGAUGGAGCCCUGGUUUAUGCCCAGAACAAGAGACAGCAAGUGGUGAUGACAGAGCGAUUGGCAGACAAGUAUCCAAACAUUUAUUUUGCGUCCAUGCAUCCUGGUUGGGCCGACACCCCAGCUGUUCGCACCUCCAUGCCAGACUUCUACAAUCGUACUAAACAUGUCCUACGAUCAGCAGAGCAGGGUGCAGAUACAAUCAUAUGGCUGUGCAUCACACCCAAUGUUUCCCAGCAUCCAAAUGGGUCAUUUUUUCAGGACAGGAAUCCAGUUCCCAAGCACCUUCCACUGGCAUGGACAAAAUCUUCAUUAGAAGAAGAGAAUGAACUAAUGCUUGCAUUAGAUGAAAUGUCAAAUAAAUUUGAAUAAAAAUAAGCAAAGCA
Messenger RNA from Actinia tenebrosa (Australian red waratah sea anemone), 999 nucleotides. Its product is annotated as dehydrogenase/reductase SDR family member 12. The record is from RefSeq and is a predicted model, not a curated record. Lineage: Eukaryota; Metazoa; Cnidaria; Anthozoa; Actiniaria; Actiniidae.